AUAUUGUACCUGGACUUACUGAAACAUACUUUAAGGAGGAAGCAUUUAUUUUGAAGAUAUUGUUGUUUAUUGUUCUGCUUUUACAUUGAACGUUGCGUGUUUUACAUAACCAUUUAACUGUCAGUUAUAACUUAACUUUACUUAAGUUUACUUACGUUAAGUUUACUUACUUACUUAGACUUACUGAAACACACUUUAAUGGGAAAGCAUUUAUUUUUAUAUUGGUGUUUAUUGUUCGACCUUUACAUUGAACGUUGAUACGGCCUGGGGUCACAAAUUGAUUUGAACGUGUGCUACCUUAGGGAUUAGAUCCAUAUUUUUGUAACAUCAUGGGGGAACGUCCGAUAUGUUUCAACCUUUUAUUAAAAGAUGAAUUGACAUACGAGGCCACAGUCCGAGGUGUCAAACCUGAGGCCACUGCGGACCAAUUAAGAUUACAAUUAACAGAAUUAGCUACGCGGGUGCCUUCGGACGAGGUUAUUUACUUUGAGGGAGAUGUUACCUCAGAGUUAGAAAAAGUUAAAAACAAAAUUAAAGACUUGCAGAGCUCACUUUCAAAACCAAAUUUGCAGUUAAAACACAUCAAGCGUUGCGAAUCAUUGGCUAACCAUUUAUAUCACCGCUUAGGUCGUAUAAAUGCCGUCAGUAAGGAGGAGACUUGUAUGCUCGGGGACUUGCUCUUACAACUCGAAUCUAGGGACAGCGAACUGAGGUACAUUUCUAAAGCUUAUCAGGAGCAGGAAAAGAAACAGGAUAUCCCUGUCGUAGGGUGUAUAGAGCCAUGUCCUAAGGUGGACCACACACAGAUCCAAAAACUGAACCUUGUCUUUAACGGCAGUGAUAGUGUACAGGCAUUCGUGCAGCGACUGGAGGAGCUUUGCAAUUCUCGAGGUAUCUCUGAGGAGACGUUAUUUAAUUCCGUCGCAGAAAUUUUUAGCGGUGACGCCUUGUUUUGGUUUCGGGGUGUCAAGGAGGAGGUCUCGAGUUGGAAAGAGGUUAAGGCUCGUUUGUAUGAGGAGUUCCUGCCAUUCGAUUAUAAUCGGCGUUUAUUACAGGAGGUGCGGUCGCGGACACAAGGUGCUGAUGAAUCCAUCAUAAAGUACUUAAGCACAAUGCGGAAUUAUUUUUCUAGGCUCAGCGUGCCGUUACCGGAGUCAGAGCAGCUGGAGAUAGUACAAGGUAACCUUAGACCGUUUUACACGAGUCAGCUUGCUCUUACAAACGUCGGGAACUGGAACGAGCUGAAGGAACGCUGUAGGCAGCUGGAGUACGCCAAAUACCGAGCAGACUCUUUUGCGGAGCCGCCCCGAGUUUCUGCGAAUUCGGUAGCGCCGGACUUAGCCUAUCAGGCUAGGAACCGACUUUCGGUUAACGCCGUGGACACCGAGGUGGACUUAUUUUGCGUUCGUUGCAGGGUUCUUGGACAUGGCCUUUGGCAAUGUAGUGCACCACCCACCCAAUUGUGUUACUCUUGUGGUUUAAAGGGUGCCACCUUGCACACGUGCCCACGGUGUGGUCCGUCAGUCGCUGAGCCACCGAAACUACAACAAAAGCCAGAUCCUGCUGGACCAACCGUUGCUGGGGUAAGCGUGAACAACGAGCAGCCUGGAACCAAAUCCUCCGGCAGUGGUAGUCGUCGUCGUCGCCGUCGCCGCCACCGCCGUCGCCGCCGCUGUGAAGAGGCAGGUGAUGGAGACGCGGACAGUGGCUUGCGACCUUAUUUAGAUGUCGCGAUUUACCACCAUCGUUGCAGAGGGUUGUUGGAUUCGGGUUCUACAGUUUCGGUCAUUGGCGGAAAGGCGGCCCAAUCCCUCUCCAGUUGUGGUACGUUGUAUCCAGCUGAGGAGAAAUCCAUUAUCACGGCUAAUGGAUCACAUUCUCCGGUUUCGGGUUUUAAGAUUUUACCGGUGACUGUAGAGGAUGUUACGGCUUUCGUGAAAUUUUAUGUCGUUCCUGAUAUUUCUUCAGAAUUGCUGCUAGGUAUAGAUUUCUGGCGUGCUUUUAAUAUCGCACCUGAUGUUCUGAACCUACUCAAUAAAAGAGGAGUCUCUAAAAGCAGGGAACCGUAUGCAAGUGAGGUUAGACAUUUGAACUCAUGCAACGAGUUGAGUGCUUCGAAGUGUGUACCGGCUGAUAACGCUACUGCCAGUUUGGUAGUUCGUGGUCGUCGCUCACAGGAUUGCCAACUCAGUAGGGUUCGUCGAAGCAUGGAUUCAAAGUCGUACUUGACUGCUAGUUUGACUCCGAAUUACGAGAGGUAUACAGUAGUUCAACAAGUGUCUGGAUUUGUCUACAUUCUUGAAGAUAGCAAUGGGAACCAGACAGAGUGUCACGCCAGGGAUAUUCUCUGUAGAAUUGAUGUUCCGUAGGCCACCUUUGUGUGUGUUGACUUACUCUAUUGAGUAAGCCAGCAAUGCCAAGGGCUCAUUUACUAUGCGUCGUUGUGUUGCAAAGUCAGUGAAUAGUUUCGUAGGCCACCUUUGUGUGUGUUGACUUACUCUAUUGAGUAGGCCAACAAUGCUAAGGACUCAUUCACUUUGCGUCGUGGAGUUUUUUUUGUGGGAUUUUCCAUUUAAUUUAUUUCAGGGUUUAUCUCAUUGCUUAGGGACUCUACUGAGUCGGUGAGUGAUCUUAACCUUAUUGAUAUUCACUGGGUUUUCCAGCUAUUAUCUUUGAUUUAGGUUUCUCUUAAAUGAGUGACCCACAUAUUCCGAUUGUUUUAGGUGUUUAGGAUUUAGAGAUGGAGGGCCAUCUUUGAAUUUUUCUCGUACCCUCGAAAAAUUCUGGUGGGGACGGGGGUACUGUAACACCAUUAUUUUUGUAACUUAACAUUUCGUUAUUGUUUACAUUCUGUUUGUUUACUUUGUUAGUCUUGUCAAGUAUCAGCUGUCAAAUUCGACACACAGGAUAGAUUUUCAGUUGUUGUCUGUGGUCCUUUGAGAAAACUCGUGCUAGAUCGUCAUCGGACAGUGGUCAGUGGCGACAUGACGCUCAGAACAAUGAUCGUGCUGACUGGCCACAGAGUAGUUUUGUGACGAUGAGCUGACAUCCCCGGUGACGGCUUUUUUCGGAACUGGCAAGGAGGCAAACCAUUCUCUGUCAGAACGUCCCGAGCAAAUGUGUGGUUAGAUUUUUCUUCCCGCCCGCGUGGCGCAGGCCGUAUUGGUACCAAGUUCCUUGCUUCAUAUUUCCUGUUACCAGAUACGUACCACAGACACCCACGCAGCAUCACACCAUGUGUACCUAACCUGAAUUGCCGAGUGAGUAAACUAGCAUUUCGUUGUUAUUCGAUUUCCGAUGACUUUGGAUUUCGAAAGCCAUCUGCCUUGUCUUUAUUUCUACACGUAGCAACGUCUAACCCCGCGUAUUUCUUUUACAGCAAUUUCAAUCCUGCCCGGUGAAGCGUGCGAUUGCCCGACGCGUGUCACCUGACCCAACCCCAAGGUAAGCGCCAUGACCUUCCACGUGUCGAUUAGGUUAUUUUGCAAGUGUCACGUUUAAACAGCAAAGCUACCGCCUUUGAGACAAGCUCUAACCUUCCCAUAAUUGUUUGAUUAGUGAUUGACCGUAGGUUUUAGGUUAGAAAUACCCAGGGGCCAUUCAAGACACGUCACUUGAGACAUGUUAGCUAGGCCUUCGCUGUCCUUACCGACCCAUCCUUGACCCAAGGCUGUUUCUCGCGAUUCCAGAAGGUGUCGUUGGUGACCAGAGCCGUCAGCGAGCCACGAGCCGUCCGGAGCUCCUGUCCUGGCCCCGUCCAGCCGUCCAGGUUGGCCGUUGUAUGUUUGUUGAGCGGAUACUGAGGAAUUUCCUUAGGAUUUCCAUUAAUCUUCAGCGGCAUCAGCCUUCUAACGCCGCUGCUGAAUGUAGGAUUGCAAAGGCAGAACCCGGGUGGACUCUAGCGGGUUAAAACCUUUAUUUUAUUAUUUUUUCUUCAUAGGGAGCCCCGAUAGAACGGGCAGUGGUAUCUAAAUUGCACUUUGAACCUUUUGUAGGCGCUAGGCUAUCAACGUCCUUCGGUUACGGGGCCUUAACGUUAAACUGCUAUCCCAUUGAAGUAAUAUAGAAGUUUCUCUGUGGUUAAUACCAUCCUUCUACCCCUGUGGCGUGAAACGCAGCGGUGGAACCUUGGUUUCUCCACUCUUAUAUAAUUUCCUUGCAAUACCUUGUGUACUUCAACCAGACAAUUAUAAGGACUUAAUCCCUGGUCUCAUUUAAGUAGUAUAAGAGUUUCUCUGUGGUUAAUACCAUCCUUCUACCCCUGUGGCGUGAAACGCAGUGGUGGAACUUUGGUUUCUCCACUCUUAUAUAAUUUCUAUAUAAUAAAUAUUAAUAAUUGUACAACA
Messenger RNA from Plutella xylostella (diamondback moth), 4346 nucleotides. NCBI's taxonomy places the organism in Eukaryota, Metazoa, Arthropoda, Insecta, Lepidoptera, Plutellidae. The record is from RefSeq and is a predicted model, not a curated record.